Molecule: messenger RNA, 890 nt
Organism: Neurospora tetraspora
Lineage: Eukaryota; Fungi; Ascomycota; Sordariomycetes; Sordariales; Sordariaceae
Exons: 1
Coding region: 361-669 (102 amino acids)
Source: RefSeq, a predicted model, not a curated record
GUGGGUUAAAUCAUUCCAUCCGGAGACGGGGGAAUCUGGUCGAACUUCUUCUUCCAAUCGUCGUGGAUCAUCCCGCCCGCGUCAUCGAUGACCGUGUAGCGGGCACGACACAAGGCCAAUCGUCUUGCCAGCAUCUCGUCCGCAUGGUCAACCAGUAGUCUCCCCGGCCCGCGCAAGGCUGGAUCCGAAGAAAUUGGGCGAAGCGCAGCUUCAUAUGGCUCUCCCCAAUCUCAAUCACCAACGGCUAGCUGUAUCCUAAUCCCCAACGCCAAAAAAUUGCCGGUCUACACUUAACGUUUAGCUGUAUCCUAAUCAUCAUCCGCAUGGUCAAUUACCAUGUAGCGAACACGACGCAAGGUCAUGAGCUCCGGACGCUCCAUGAAUUCGAUAAGACGACCGGGAGAAGCGAUGAGGAUAUCGCAGCCUUUGGCGAUUUACUCCAUCUGCUCCCUGCUGGGACCGUUAUCCAUCCAGUCAAUUGGUCGGCCCAGGGCGGUCCAUGAAAUCGAUCAGACGACUGGGAAAAGGGAUGAGGAUAUCGCAGCCUUUGGCAAAUUGUUCCAUGUGCUCUUGGUGGGAUUCCCAUCAGAACUUUUGCACUCUCCUGCUACAAAGACUGGCCGAGCUCACUUGUCUUCUUCUCCUCGUAUUGAUCCUGGUAGUACCUGACCUCGCCAACUGGGGCCGGGGUUGGAUCGUUGAAGAUGUUUUUUACGACAUCCUCCUCCUCCUGAGUCGCAAAUCUGCCAAUCCUGGGGCAGAGUUGGCGCAGGCGGGCAGCGAGGCUUCUGUGCUCCUCCUGGCCGGUGAUCCAGUCGCCAAUGCCGCCAGAGCCGCGGCGCUGAAGCCACUCGCCCCAACCCGGCCACCUAUCAGCCCGGAAUUGACCC